Pseudophryne corroboree (corroboree frog) is the source of this 1647-nucleotide messenger RNA. It is a transcript of the gene CCR10, whose product is annotated as C-C motif chemokine receptor 10. The record is from RefSeq and is a predicted model, not a curated record. The transcript is spliced from 2 exons. Gene Ontology annotation, biological process: G protein-coupled receptor signaling pathway; immune response; cell chemotaxis. Lineage: Eukaryota; Metazoa; Chordata; Amphibia; Anura; Myobatrachidae. Gene Ontology annotation, molecular function: C-C chemokine receptor activity; C-C chemokine binding. Bases 1 to 1401 code for a protein of 466 amino acids. Gene Ontology annotation, cellular component: external side of plasma membrane; membrane.
AUGGCCAAGCCUCUUGGCCUUGUGCCAAAACCUAUGCCAAGACAAGAACUGGAGUCAUCCAGGAACCACCUGGGCCUGAAGGAGAAAAUCCCUGUGGAUAAAGAGGUGAACCCGAGGCUGGCUAAGCUAAUGUGUUUUGAAUGUGGGGAGCCCAGAUACAUCAAAAUGGAGUGGCCAAUACUGCAGAAGCCUAUGGACUGCUCCCUAGCCCAGAAGACAGGGCCAAUGUACCCAAGCUUCUGUACCAUGAGUUUACCCCAGAAGGGCAAUGGGUUAUUUCGGGUAACCAUCCUCAUUAACCAGAACAUGGUCCUUUCCUUGGUGGACACCAGUAGUGAACUUACUUUGACUUCAGACAGCUUCCAAUAUACAACAGAUUUCUAUGUGUCUUCUGAUUAUGACAGUCACAUUCCUCAGAUCUGUGACGUGAUUGCAAUACAGGAAUUCAGCAGAAUCUUUCAACCAUUUGUGCAACCUUUUAUAUUUCUGAUUGGCAUAUGUGGCAAUAGCUUGGUUCUCCUUACAUAUAAAUUCACCAAACAAGUAAAAACCAUGACUGAUAUCUAUUUGAUUAAUCUGGCGAUAGCUGACCUUCUCCUGCUCUUAACACUGCCCUUUCUGUCUGUCAGUGCAGUUAAAGGUUGGGUGUUUGGCAAUGUGAUGUGUAAAAUGAUGCAUGGGGUCUACUCCAUCAAUUUCUUUAGUGGAUUACUUUUCCUGACCUGCAUCAGCGUGGACAGAUACAUUGUGAUUGUCCGAGCUGUAAAGGCCCAUACGCUACGCCAGAGAUCCAUUUACUACAGCAAAAUAAUUGCCAUGAUUGUCUGGGUUGCAUCAGUUUUACUCAGUCUCCCAGAAUUAAUCUACAGUGAAUCAAGACUGUUAGAUGGAUCACACAUCUGUAAGAUGAUAUUCCCAGAAGAGGUCACCAGUGCCGUUAAGACCACAAGUAACAUCUUUCAGAUCAUUCUUGGCUUCUUUAUACCUUUCUGUGUGAUGGUCGUGUGUUAUUCCAUUAUCAUCAAGACCCUGUUGUCAGGCAGGAGAUUUCAGAAGCACAAAGCUCUUAAAGUCAUCCUCUCACUUGUGCUAGUCUUUGUGAUCUUCCAACUCCCAUACACACUGGUCACUUUUAUAGAAACCACCGAUUUCCUAGGAAGCCAUCAGAUGACCUGUGAAGUGAGGAAGAGUAAAGAUAUCGCAAUCAUCAUCACCAGCAAUUUGGCAUUCUCACGAUGCUGUCUUAAUCCAAUCCUAUAUGCAUUUAUAGGGGUACAAUUCAGAAAUGAUAUCCUGCUUCUUCUGAAGAAUAUUGGCUGCAUCUCCAGAAACCGUCACUGUGUAUCAAGCAGAAAUUGCCACUCUCCAGUGACGAUGGACACCAGCAGUUUCACUCUGUAGAUGUGAUGGAGAGAGACAUCUCUUUUUUGAGACACCUUAAAGAAGAUUUAAUACAGAAGAAUUCCAUCCCAAGCUUAAUAAGUGGAGAUCAUUACAUGUUGGAAUGCAGAACUUUACUUGCUUGUGGUCUAGCAACUCUCUCUGCCUGCUUUGAUCUGGUGGGGCUCCAAAGGUUUUAUUGAUCCAAAGGUGUUCUGCUCUCUCCCACUACUGCUUGUCCGUUUCAAUUGGACAGCUGUAUCAUUA